AUGCUGUGGAUAUACUAUGCGUUUCUCAAGUCCAAUACCACCCUUCUCAUCACUAUAAAUUCUGUUGGAUGUUUAAUCGAGACCGUUUACAUUCUACUCUUUAUUUUCUACGCGUCAAAGAAGGCAAGGGUAGAAACAGUGAAGCUACUCGCUUUGCUUAUGGUUUGUGGAACAGGAUUAGUCGGUGUCACUCAAUUCGUAGUGAAAGCUUCUGAACGUGCAAACGUUGUUGGAUGGUUUUGUCUGAUUUUAUCUUUGUGUGUCUUCAUUGCGCCUUUAUGCAUUGUGAUCCCGAACGUAUUAGGGUUCAGCUUCGGCGUGCUUCAAAUGGUGCUUUAUGGAUUGUACAAACACGCAAACAAAAUCGAAAAGCAAGAGCAAAUCAUGGUUGGUAAAGAGCAGCAGAAAAGCCCCGAAAUAACCGAAACAAUUAUCAAAAUUGUCAAACGUAAGGCACUUUUAAGCAGUCCGGAGAAAAUUCCGUCGAGUAAAAACGGAGUCGAAGCAUCUCUACAUCAAAAUUUGCCAAAGGAAAUUGAAGUUUGA
This is a messenger RNA of Erythranthe guttata (spotted monkey flower), 546 nucleotides long. NCBI's taxonomy places the organism in Eukaryota, Viridiplantae, Streptophyta, Magnoliopsida, Lamiales, Phrymaceae. The record is from RefSeq and is a predicted model, not a curated record.